AAAGUGAUACGAAUAUGAUAAUAAUAAAUGAUGAUAACGACACUGGCAAUCUUGAAUCUAGCAUUUCAAAUGAAGAUAAAAUGCUUAUAUUACAAGAAAAUAGCUUUAUGAAUACUGAUGUUG
Molecule: messenger RNA, 123 nt
Organism: Racocetra persica
Lineage: Eukaryota; Fungi; Glomeromycota; Glomeromycetes; Diversisporales; Gigasporaceae
Source: the annotation of a GenBank genome assembly